AUGGCUUCAAGCCACAGUUCUUCACCAGUGCCUCAAGGAAGCAGCAGUGAUGUUUUCUUUAAAAAAGAGGUAGACCCAACAAAACAUAUUCGAACCGUGCAGUCACUGCCAGAUGUGUGUCCCAAGGAACCCACAGGUGAUACAAAUAGUUUAUGUGUUGCCCCAUCUCUAGUUACAGAUCAACAUAGAUGGACUAUAUAUCAUUCCAAAGUAAAUCUUCCAGCAGCAUUAAAUGAUCCUAGAUUAGCAAAAAGAGAAUCUGACUUCUUCACAAAAACAUGGGGAUUGGACUUUGUGGACACCGAAGUCAUACCUUCAUUCUACCUCCCACAGAUCAGCAAGGAACAUUUUACAGUAUAUCAGCAAGAAAUCUCUCAGUCAGCCCUCUAUAUCACAGGUUCCGUAUCUGUGGAUUUAAUCAACCGCAAAUCGAAAAUACUCAAAAAGCAAUUAAGUGGUCGGAGCAAUCCCUCAAAGGCUCAGAGGGAGCAUAAAAUGCUUUUUACGUACCAUUUAUAUUGUUUUAGGCAUUUGGGAUCACAGCUUUGUGAAUUAGAAAAACUAAUAGAUAAAAUGAUGAUUGCAGAAUUUUCUACUUAUUCUCACAGUGACUUAAAUAGGCCACUGGAAGAUGACUGUCAAAUUUUAGAAGAGGAAAGACUAGUAUCUCUUGUAUUUGGACUUUUAAAACAAAGAAAACUCAAUUUUUUAGAAAUCUAUGGUGAAGAAAUGAUUAUUACAGCAAAGAAUAUCAUUAAACAGUGUGUGAUUAAUAAAGUUUCACAAAUAGAAGAAAUAGAUGCUGAUGUUGUUAUGAAGCAUUUGGGAUCACAGCUUUGUGAAUUAGAAAAACUAAUAGAUAAAAUGAUGAUUGCAGAAUUUUCUACUUAUUCUCACAGUGACUUAAAUAGGCCACUGGAAGAUGACUGUCAAAUUUUAGAAGAGGAAAGACUAGUAUCUCUUGUAUUUGGACUUUUAAAACAAAGAAAACUCAAUUUUUUAGAAAUCUAUGGUGAAGAAAUGAUUAUUACAGCAAAGAAUAUCAUUAAACAGGCAACGUUAAAUAUCAUUCAUAGUGUUGUUCUCUCAGUUCUUGACAAAAACCAAAGGACUAGAGAAUUGGAGGAAGUUUCACAACAAAAGAAUGCUUCAAAAGACAAUUCAUUGGACACAGAAGUGGCUUAUUUAAUCCAUGAAGGCAUGUUUAUAAGUGAUGCUUUCUCAGAGGGUGAAUUGACAUCUGUAGCAGUCGACAGUACCUCUCACAGAAAUGCAUCUCCAAAUAGUGAGCCCUGCAGCAGUGAUUCAGUAUCUGAACCAGAAUGUACUACUGAUUCUUCAUCCAGCAAGGAGCAGACAUCAUCAUCCAUUACUCCAGGAGGUGUGGAUAUGAUGGGCAAUGAGGACAUGAAGUUAACUGACUUGGAGCUAGGAAAACUGGCAAAUAGUAUCCAGGAGUUACUGUAUAGUGCCUCAGAUAUAUGCCAUGAUCGAGCUGUCAAAUUUCUCAUGUCAAGAGCAAAGGAUGGUUUUCUUGAGAAGCUAAAUUCCACGGAAUUUAUAACACUUUCUAGAUUAAUGGAAACAUUCAUUUUAGACACUGAACAGAUCUGUGGAAGAAAAAGCAUGUCAUUACUUGGAGCACUUCAGAGCCAAGCUAAUAAAUUUGUUAAUAGGUUCCAUGAAGAAAGAAAAACCAAGCUCAGCCUCCUCUUAGACAAUGAACGCUGGAAGCAAGCUGAUGUUCCUGCAGAAUUUCAGGAUCUUGUUGAUUCUAUAUCAGAUGGAAAGAUUGCUUUACCUGAAAAAAAAUCAGGGGCUACAGAAGAAAGGAAACCAGCUGAAGUUCUCAUAGUUGAGGGACAACAAUAUGCUGUUGUUGGAACUGUAUUGCUCUUAAUAAGAAUUAUCCUUGAAUAUUGCCAGUGUGUAGAUAACAUCCCAUCUGUUACUACUGACAUGCUUACUCGUCUGUCAGAUUUAUUGAAGUACUUCAAUUCAAGAAGUUGCCAGUUAGUUCUUGGAGCUGGUGCAUUGCAAGUUGUUGGACUGAAAACAAUAACUACAAAAAAUUUGGCUCUUUCUUCACGCUGUUUGCAGUUAAUUGUGCACUACAUUCCUGUGAUCCGGGCACAUUUUGAAGCUCGACUACAGCCUAAGCAAUAUAGCAUGCUUAGGCAUUUUGAUCAUAUCACUAAGGAUUAUCAUGACCACAUAGCUGAAAUAUCAGCUAAGCUUGUAGCGAUAAUGGAUAGCUUAUUUGACAAGCUGUUAUCUAAGAUGUUGUUUUUAAGGAUUAAUGCAAGUUACAAACUACACUUGAAAAAGCAGUUAUCUCACUUAAAUGUGAUAAAUGAUGGAGGACCUCAAAAUGGGUUGGUCACAGCAGAUGUAGCUUUUUACACUGGAAAUCUUCAAGCCUUAAAAGGCCUUAAAGAUUUGGACCUAAAUAUGGCCGAGAUCUGGGAACAGAAGAGGUGAUGACAUACUGGAAAACUGGGUAGUUGAUCUGACCACAGGAUCUAUGUGUUCAUGAAGAAAAUCUGGAUGCCUGUGAUUGGAGAACUGAACGUGGAGCCCAAACUGAACUGGGGUGGGAGUAAGGGAAAGGAAAGCAUCAGUGUUGGGAAACUGGAUUCAGUGGGAUUGACAGGGAACGCUAUUUUUGUGCAUCCUUCAGUGAGGAGUAACUGAUCAGGUGUCUAUAACAUUUUUCAUUCUCUCUGGAAACAGACUCAGGUUUCUUUGGACCAAAUCCAAAAGAACACAUAGCUGUAACACAGCUGUAGUUGACUAGAAUGCUCUGUAUACUUUAUAUUAAAAAAACAAAAAUGCUUUGCAUUUCUUUCAGUGCAAUGAAAUUCAUACGGUGUCCCACCUUAUUUAAUGAUGGUACAAUUUAAAAUAUUAAAAUCUUAGUCAACCUCUGUAGAAAGUUUUCUCUAUGAAAGUAAAGCUGUUUGAAAAAUUAUUUUUUUACAGAUCUUUCUAUACAAAAUAAACAUCUUUUGAUUGCUUGGA
This is a messenger RNA of Orycteropus afer afer, 3021 nucleotides long. The record is from RefSeq and is a predicted model, not a curated record. Lineage: Eukaryota; Metazoa; Chordata; Mammalia; Tubulidentata; Orycteropodidae.